This is a messenger RNA of Cantharellus anzutake, 3121 nucleotides long. RefSeq lists its product as uncharacterized. NCBI's taxonomy places the organism in Eukaryota, Fungi, Basidiomycota, Agaricomycetes, Cantharellales, Hydnaceae. The transcript is spliced from 8 exons. The record is from RefSeq and is a predicted model, not a curated record. Bases 80 to 2890 code for a protein of 936 amino acids.
CUUUCGUGAGAGUCCAUUUAUCGCUUCCCUGGUGGCAACCAGUUUUGCCCCUUAUCACCCAAAUUCCCACUCGUUUAUUAUGUCUAACACAGCCAACAAUUUAUCUCCCAAUACAGUCAGGGUGAUUCAGGAGGAAUUCACUCGUAGUGCUGAGCGACUUCGCCAACUCGGGAUAGAAUUGCCAUCUCUUCCAGCUCCUAACUUCGGGGCCCAAGGAGCCCCAGCAAGUGGACAGAACUCAUCUUCGGCUCAAGGGAUUUCAUCAGCGAGUGUGCCAGUGUCAGUGCCAGCACAGCACCAUCCCCAUGCUGCUUCGUCGGUCCAGUUGCAUCCUUAUCCACCUAGUUUUCCAUCAAUUGCUGCUCCCCCUCCUCUUCCUAUUUUCUCGGUGCCACAUAGUCACUCAUCUCCAUACACUCCAAACCAGCCUAUUACUUCCAGUGGGACUCCUUCGGCUUUGCCUGCCCCAAUAGUUUCGUCUACUGCACCCAUUCCUGCUGCAUUUCGGGGGAUUCCACCAGGGGGAUUUCCAACGACCACAGUUAAUGCUCGCAGGACUAGUUCCAGUGGAGUGGUCCGAAAUGCUUCAAAUUUGCGACGAAGCCGUGCCCAGCCAUAUGAAUCAUUAAGCAUUUCUCCCUCAGUUACUCGCUCAGGUAUUUCUGGGAAUAAUAUCGAUUCCCUCGAAAUUGUCCUUCUCCCGAGUGAUGUUGAGGUUCGUAUGAGCAUGGUGGAGGCCAGUCAGCUCCAUGACCAAUCAAACUUGGCUCGACGAGAAUACACACAAACGAGGAUCUUACAUGAGGCCCUUGCCCCGACUCUUCAUGAGCGACUUCAAAACUUCAGUCGUAUCAUUCAUUUCUCUGCUUUACCUCUGACUACCCUCAUUCAUGACUUGCUGCCCUUAGUCCAGACUGAGCUUUCACAACGAGGAUUUCGCUUCUAUGCUCCUUAUGACUCGGCAGCUCCUUCAUUCUCCUUGCUCCAACUUCGCUCAUCUGGGCGAGUCAUCAGUACAUUUAACCUCCCCUCUCGUCGUCUUACCAACUAUUGGCCUGCUCGGAAUGAGACCCUUGAACAUAUUUUUUAUGAGGCAGCUGGGUUCAGGCCUGUUGGUUUUUCACAGAAACUUGAUGGAACCCAUAUACUGCGAUUGGUCCCAACAAUUGAUCACCUUGGAGGCCCUCUUCCAGCAGAGGUGUUGACUUCACUUGGGGGGACAGUUUCCCCACCAGUUUCUGUUCAUUUUUGUAGCGGCCUUCACCUCUAUCGAGGGCUCGCUCUAGACAAACCGAAUCUCUUACAUAUCCUUGGUGGCAACCUCAUUGCAAUGCAAGAUGCAGCACUGUGUGAUACCUGUCAUGUCCAGUAUGCUGUUCAGGGCCCCCUUAUUUCAUCUUCAACUGUUGGCGACAAUGACAAUUUGGAUGAGACUGAAUCAGUCAGCACAAUUGAGAUUCGGAGUGACCAAGAUGAUGACCACCCCAUCGUAUACUAUACAACUGUUCUAGCAAUAUCGGAUUUUGGAGCACAUAUGCGAACAUUGAUGUCUGAUUCAGCUGGACCAGAUGGCUUCACACUCUCAGCUCCUACCCAAGACGACCUCAUCUCAAAGCUUAAGGCUGAGAUAAUUUCUUGUUACAAUGAUGAUCCUAAUCUCAUUUUUCUCGAUAAAUUUGUCAAAAAUGAAUUGUCAUUUAUGAUUGAAAACUCAUUGAACACUCAGGGUUCAGGGGUUGUUCGUGAAGUGAUCUUCCAGCUCAGUGAGCUGUUGUUCCCGAGGGCUCCUGAAAACACACAGCUUCGCACUUCAUAUGGUGAUCGACUCAUCUUUUUCCCUAAAGUAUAUUUGGAGGGUAUACCUGCCAGUAGAGAGCACAAAGAACUAGCCUUUGUUCGAGGGGUUGUCACAACCCUAUCAAUUGUGCAUCUCUCUCGUCUGCCUCGUCGGCUCUGUAUACUAUCUAUGCUUCUUCACCUCACUUAUGGGGAGCAUGAGCUCAUCAGUGACACUAUCCUUGCCAAGCACCACCCAAUGCUCGCAUCUGUGCUUGAGGAAUUCAAGGCCAGUGGCUCAUUUACUGCCAUACAGUCCAUUGCUAUCCCAUACCUUGAUAUGGAUGCAGCAACAGCUGGACCGAUGAUCACAUCUGAAGAGGCACGAGCAGUUUUCUCGCAAAAAUUACUCCUCGCAUGCAUACAAGGCCCAACUCUGGUGGGAAUGAAUGAUGAGGAGAGGGCUUUCAGAGCUGGUCUGAACCUCCAAUGCUCAAAUGGGUUUCGCUUCAGUGAGCUUUGCAAGCAUUAUUCUGGUGGAUGGGAGGCCCUCCUUGACAGUUUGAACACAUCGCAAAUCCAAACAUAUGAGGACCUUCUUCCUGUCCUCAGGGUUGUGGAGCCUCGUCGGGCUCUUGGUCUCCUUCGCCAACAUUCUGAAUUCCGAGGUUCUAAUUUCAAAUCCUUAAUUGAGGGAUUCUUGCAGCGAACUGGGUGGCCACUUCAUAGUGCCAAUGAUGAUCCUCUUGGCCUCACUACUUUGUCAUCCAACAUUGGCUAUCAGGACCUUUCAGCCCAUCUCGAACAUCCUGGAUUCAGAUCCCAGCUAUUCUAUCGCUGUGCAACAGCAUCGGAUUCACUUCUAAGUGGACAAAGAAUUCAAGUAACAAUCACUGAUGUCCCCCUUGGGUACUCCAUGGGGGAAUUGUCUCACAAUGCCUCAGAUUCUGGCAUUCGGUUUCAAACAUGCUUUGGGUGUCUUAGCAUUCACUCAUCUGUGAUUCUUGACAUUAUUUACAAUAAUCCCCUGGGUGAGCGACUGGCCAGGUUUGACAACUGGAUGCUGGCAACAAUAAUGAUAUCUCUAGAAGCAAGUAUGGGUGGAACUAUGUGAUUUCAAGGCUACUAUCAAGUGCAGUAGAUUAGAUAUUUAUGUAGACAGUUUAUUAUUUUAUUCGUAGUCUUCUCACUAUUAUUAGACUCUCAUUCAUCACCUAUCUACUAUGAACUUCUUCGCUCCUUCACAUGAAUCAUCAUAUUAUUGUCCAUCCCUCCUUUUUAUCAACACUAAUCAUUUAUCCUAACUUCAGGAUUAGCUACAUUGACUACUUUACAUAUUUUGUCC